Molecule: messenger RNA, 1044 nt
Organism: Metarhizium brunneum ARSEF 3297
Lineage: Eukaryota; Fungi; Ascomycota; Sordariomycetes; Hypocreales; Clavicipitaceae
Gene: ATG3
Product: Autophagy-related protein 3
Biological process (GO): autophagosome assembly; autophagy of mitochondrion; nucleophagy
Cellular component (GO): cytosol; phagophore assembly site
Molecular function (GO): Atg8-family ligase activity
Source: RefSeq, a predicted model, not a curated record
AUGAACUACAUACGGUCGACGGUUAAUACCCUUCGGGACCGGUACACCCCUGUAUCGCACAACUCGACAUUCCGACAAACCGGCCAGGUCACUCCAGAAGAAUUCAUCGCGGCGGGUGACUACCUGGUGUAUAAAUUCCCAACGUGGUCCUGGGGCGAUGCUGACUCCGAGGACCGGCGGGUGAGCUACCUCCCCGCAGGGAAGCAAUACCUCGUCACACGGAAUGUACCUUGCCACCGGAGGCUGAACGACGAUUUCGCUGGAGAUGCAGGCCAUGAGGAGGCCAUCGUCAACGAUGGCGACGACUUCAAGGGCGCGGGUGGAGCAGCUGACGACGAUGGCUGGCUGCGAACCGGCGGGCUGGCCAGCUCACAGCCUCUGAAGGCACGGGACGUCAGGGCGGUUGAUGAUGCGGGAAACUUGGCUGAUACAACGGACUUGGACGACGACAUCCCCGACAUGGAGGACGAGGACGACGACGAUGCCAUUAUUCGUGACACGAGUGCCGAAUCCAAGAGCGCCGGACGACGAACAUAUACCCUGUACAUCAUGUACUCACCGUACUACCGGACUCCGCGUCUCUACCUCUCGGGCUACCUGCCCAACGGACAGCCCCUGCCUCCGCAGAGCAUGAUGGACGACAUUGUAGGCGACUACAAGGACAAAACCGUCACCCUCGAGGACUUUCCCUUCUUCGCCAACAACAUCAAAAUGGCUAGCGUGCACCCAUGCAAGCAUGCCUCCGUCAUGAAGACGCUUCUCGACCGUGCGGACGCUGCCCUCCGCAUUCGUAGGGACAAGCUCCGGUCCGGCAAGGCCGUUGGCAGUGAUCCCGGCAUGGAGGGCCUGGUAGACGAAGUGGCCAAGCUUGAUGUCAAGAGUGCACAGGAAGCUGCUGACAAGGAUGAGUGGGAGGAGGUCGAGGGUGUGGACGCUGAUGAGCAAGAGGUUGCCAUCCGGGUAGAUCAGUAUCUUGUCGUUUUCCUCAAGUUCAUGGCAAGCGUUACACCAGGCAUUGAACACGACUUCACGAUGGGGGUGUGA